Molecule: messenger RNA, 924 nt
Organism: Hermetia illucens (black soldier fly)
Lineage: Eukaryota; Metazoa; Arthropoda; Insecta; Diptera; Stratiomyidae
Gene: RpS4
Product: 40S ribosomal protein S4
Exons: 5
Coding region: 99-887 (262 amino acids)
Biological process (GO): translation
Cellular component (GO): ribosome; cytosolic small ribosomal subunit
Molecular function (GO): structural constituent of ribosome; RNA binding
Source: RefSeq, a predicted model, not a curated record
GUCGCUAGUAUCAGUUUCAAUCCACUGCAGUCUAAACGAGGCUUGUCAAACUCAGCAACUUCCUUGACAGAUUCUUUCCUUUCGUAUAUGCUCGCAAGAUGGCUCGAGGUCCCAAGAAGCAUUUGAAGCGUUUAAAUGCCCCCAAGGCAUGGAUGUUGGACAAAUUGGGAGGCGUGUUCGCUCCCCGUCCAUCAACCGGCCCACACAAGUUGCGCGAGUCCUUGCCGCUGUUGAUUUUCUUGAGAAAUCGCUUGAAGUAUGCCCUGACCGGGUCCGAAGUCACCAAGAUCGUGAUGCAGAGACUUAUCAAGGUCGACGGUAAGGUCCGUACCGACCCAACAUUCCCUGCUGGAUUCAUGGAUGUUAUCACCAUUGAGAAGACUGGCGAAUUCUUCCGUCUUGUCUACGAUGUCAAGGGACGUUUCACCAUCCAUCGGAUCUCUGCUGAGGAAGCCAAGUACAAAUUGUGCAAGGUCCGCAAGACUCAACUCGGCCACAAGGGAAUCCCAUUCCUCGUCACACACGACGGUCGCACAAUCCGUUACCCUGAUCCAUUGAUCAAGGCUCACGAUACCGUUCAAUUGGACUUGGCCAGCGGCAAAAUCACCGACCACAUCAAAUUCGAUUCAGGCAAUCUUUGCAUGAUCACUGGAGGUCGUAACUUGGGGCGUGUCGGUUACAUUGUUAACCGUGAAAGACAUCCUGGAUCCUUCGAUAUUGUCCAUAUCAAGGAUACACAAGGACACGUUUUCGCCACUAGAUUGACCAAUGUGUUUGUCAUUGGCAAGGGUGCUCGUCCAUACAUCUCGCUGCCAAAGGGCAAGGGUGUCAAAUUGAGUAUCGCCGAAGAACGCGACAAACGAUUGGCUGCCAAAGCUGGUCAUUAAUUUUAUAUACACAUAAAAAAUGUAAAAUAAAACAAUU